This is a messenger RNA of Trichobilharzia regenti, 3186 nucleotides long. The record is from the annotation of a GenBank genome assembly. Lineage: Eukaryota; Metazoa; Platyhelminthes; Trematoda; Strigeidida; Schistosomatidae.
GUGAGCCUUUCAAGGUCAUUGGUGCGGUCGCACUCCAUUAUUAGUUAGUGGUGCUUUAAGUUUGACCUGGCCAGCAUUCUUUCACUUCGCUCAAAAGGCCCGUAUAAGCUAUUAAAUAACCUUAUGGAUAUUAAUUAUUGGGACUGAAACAAAAGCGGCAUUUUCAGUUUCUGUUGCUCAACACAUUAGGAUGUCGCGCACAGAUCUUGAUGAAUGGUUAGCUCUGCAUGAAAGUGUUGUGAAAAUCAACAAUGGGUUAGAUCCCAAAUCUGGAUUGGAGGAAUCAGAUGAAAAGCGUAAGUGCCUUAGGUUCUUCAUAUUCUCAAGCCUUCACAAGGGCAGAGAUAUCGUACAUUAAUAAGCUGCUGAACUGUAAUUUAUUUGAGACACGUGAAGCAGAUUUUGAAUUGCUAAGAUCUGAUCCAAAUCAUCCCCUACACUCAGCUCGCACAUUCCAAGAUUUGAAUUUGUAGGUAUUACCUGUUAACAGUAUAUCUUCCUACAACAGGAAAGAACCACUCCUCAGGGGUAUCUCAGAAAUGCGCUUUUACAGGCCAUCCACUAUCCAAGAACGAGCUCUAGCUAGUUUAAUAUCUGAUAACCCACAAAAUAUGAUAGCUCAAUCUCAAUCUGGAACUGGGAAAACAGCAACAUUUCUGAUUGCAAUGCUAUCACGCGUCAGCGCAGAUGUUCCUUACUGUCAAUGUCUGUGUAUGGCUCCUACACGUGAACUUGCCCUACAGAUAGAUUCAGUUGGUCAAAAGAUGGCACAAUUUAUGACUGGAGUAUCGUUUGCUACAGCUGUUCGUUCUCCACGAGCCAAAAUUAAUUCUGAUGGAUUUAUAAGUGAUCAAAUUGUUAUUGGUACACCGGGUACAAUUGCAAAUUGGUUUCGUGGUACAGGGCAGUAUCGUAUUGAUCCUACUAAAGUAGUAAUGUUUGUACUAGAUGAAGCUGAUAUUAUGAUUGAAGAAGAAGGCUUUCUGAAUAUUUGUAUGCGAGUUAAAACCAAAUUGCCUAGAAAUUGUCAAAUCUUGUUAUUCUCAGCUACAUAUGAAGAUUCUGUCAUUGAAUUCGCGCAUGACUUUGUCCCGAAUCCAAUAGAAUUUCGUAUAAAGCGUAGUCAACUCCCGUUGAAGAAUAUUAAACAAUUCUAUAUGUGUUUUAAUGAUUGGAUUGAAAAGUAUCAAGCCUUAAAAGAUAUUUAUGGUGGAUUUGCAGUUGGUCAAGCGAUUAUAUUUUGUGCUACACGUAAAGAGGCGUAUUGGUUAGAUGGUAAAAUGAAUUUGGAUGGGCAUAAGGUGUUUAUCCUUUCUGGUGAUUUGGAUGUUUCAGAUCGUGAUAAAGUUAUCGAAGAUUUUCGUUCAUCACGUUUUAGAGUUUUAAUUACUACUAAUAUCUGUUCACGAGGUUUGGAUAUUCCACAGGUGAAUUUGAUUAUUAAUUGGAAUAUGCCGACAACGCGGAGUGGUAAUGCUGACUGGGAGACGUAUUUACACCGUAUCGGAAGAUCAGGUCGAUUUGGCAAAGAAGGUGUAGCAGUCAAUUUUAUAACAAGUGAUGAAAUGUAUCUGAUAAAAGAAUUAGAAUCACAAUUUGAAAUAGAAAUUCCCGCGUUGACAUCUGAAGAUUUAAACAAAUUUUGAAAAUAUUCAUAUCGACAGUUAACUGGUUAAAGCCCUUGCCUUAUUUCAAUUUGUUCAUUCGUAAAUAUUUUUUUGAUUUUGGUCUUUUUCCACGUUGUAUAUACAGUUAUAUAAAUUCCUUAGAUCUCUGCUCUACUAUACUUUGUGCUUUUCUUGAUAAGAAUCUUUUCUCCUUUUUUUCUACUUUUGAUACUGAGAGUAAUUAUCAUUAUUAUUAUUACUUUUUAUUUUUUGUCAUUUUUUGCCUUUGUCUUAUUUAUUACCUUCGUAACCUAUAGAAACAGACGCAGUGAAAGUUGAAUUGUUUUUACGCCUACUGUCGUUGUGUGGUUGUUGUUAUUUGUCUCGCCUCGCUCUCUCUCUCUCUGUCAUGAAAUUAUCCAAUAAUUAAACACAUACCACUUUCUUUUUUUAUGAUUUAAAAAUGGCUUACACUUUAAUCACAUAACCAAUUAUUUCUUCAGAUGUUAUAAUACUAAUUGAAAUUCUAGGAGUCAGGAGUGAAGCUCUAUGGGGUUCUCCUGCAUGACUUAUUAGUUUGGCGACAAGAAUCAGUUAACAUGUGAUCAGAUGACUGUAAAAUUUCAUCAUCUUUUUCUCUUUCCACCUCGGUUGAAUCGCCAACCAACCAAUCAGAAUGCUUGUUUUCUAUUGACCUGUAACAACAGAAGACAAGGGCCGGAAACAGAUCGUUUUAUUACAGAAAUCAGCACGUAUUUAUAUAUAUAUAUUUCAUGUACAUUAGUAUAGCUUAUUCAAGCAGGUAAACACAGUCUUCUGAUUGGUUGCUUCUGGUUUCUCGGAAAGUUAAGCCAUAUAUUUGCGAAUCUUGUUAGCCCACGUUAAGUCUGCUGUGAUUGGUUGUUGAAUCAGCCCUGUUCAUAUUUUCUCACUGCCGAUAUUAGUGACCCAGACAUUGACGUGAGUUAAUGUUUACCAAGUGGCUAGCAGCCUGCUCUCACCACACUUGUCCCCCCGUCAAAUAGUUUGGACUGAAUUCGGUUUGAUCUUCUUGGUGCUAUUCCCCUGCGUCGGUGGCACAGCAGUUAGGACUCUCGCCGAUCAUGCACAUGGUCCGUGGUUCGAUCCCCUGCCGGCGCACACCUGAUAUCUACGAUCAGUCUGUGAAAUUUGGGCUACCGAUAUCACAUGCUGAAAAUUCUAUACCUGUACCAAAAAUAUGGUGUGGAAUCAAGCUGUAAUCAAAAAUAAAAUACUACUCACUAUGUGGUGACAGCAGGCUGCUAGCCAAAUUGGUAGGCAAUUACUUAUGUCAAUGUUUGUGUGGCUAAUAUUGGUCGUGAGAAAGUAUGAACAAGAGUGAUUCAACAACCAAUCACAACAGACUUUGCGUAGGCAGAUACAGUUAACAUAUAGGUGACCUAACAUUCAAGAAACCUUCACAAAGAGAUGCAAAGUCAGCUUUCCGUGAGAAACAACCAAUCAGAAGAGUGUGUUUGUUUGCUUGAAUAAGCUAUAAUAAUGUACGUGAAAAUAUAUAAAUACGGGUUGAUUUCCUUAAUAAACUAUCUGUUGCCUG